This is a messenger RNA of Tachysurus fulvidraco (yellow catfish), 4906 nucleotides long. RefSeq names its product SH3-domain binding protein 4a (gene sh3bp4a). The record is from RefSeq and is a predicted model, not a curated record. Gene Ontology annotation, cellular component: cytoplasm. The transcript is spliced from 5 exons. Lineage: Eukaryota; Metazoa; Chordata; Actinopteri; Siluriformes; Bagridae. Bases 914 to 3811 code for a protein of 965 amino acids. Gene Ontology annotation, molecular function: protein binding.
UGUCCACACAGAGACAGUCUGAAUGUCCACACAGAGACAGUCUGAAUGUCCACACAGAGACAGUCUGAAUGUCCACACAGAGACAGUCUGAAUGUCCACACAGUGACAGUCUGAAUGUCCACACAGUGACAGUCUGAAUGUCCACACAGUGACAGUCUGAAUGUCCACACAGAGACAGUCUGAAUGUCCACACAGAGACAGUCUGAAUGUCCACACAGUGACAGUCUGAAUGUCCACACAGUGACAGUCUGAAUGUCCACACAGUGACAGUCUGAAUGUCCACACAGAGUAAUGAAAUGAAGUAGCUCUUAGCUUAACAUUUUUUUUUACAAAACAAAUCUGACAUUUCACUUAGAUUAGUGUUCAUAUGGUGGCAGAUCAAAGCGUAUCGCUGCGAAGAACACGGCUGCUGCUGCUGCUGCAGAGAAAUGAGCUCGGGUUUAUUCCCUCUCCGUCUGAGCCUCACCUCUAUAAAGUGCUGUAGUUGAGGGCAGUACGGGGCAGAAGACACAGCUGUAUACACUCACAGCUCAGACACUACAACUAAUCAAGACAAUUUUGUAUAUUUACUCCAUGUGACAAAGCACAUCUACAAUCCACGAACCGGAGGAAUUUAAACAAGGACAGAAAAUACUGCCUUCCUCUUCAGCAGACUGGAACACAGCUGUAGAUGUUUCCAUCAAGUCCCCAUGAGAGAAAUUAAGGGCAAGAAACUCUGGAGAACUUCAGGCCUUCUGCGAUUCACAGAGCAGUUCUUCAUGCAUCUUUAUUCUACACUUACAAUGGGUGCAAGCGCCGAAAGACCUGUGUUGGACUUCGGGUUUGUGCAGCUUAAUAUAUCCAGCUGCCAAUGACUGAAGCUUAUGUCUGGGGCAAUGGAAGUGUGAGCAACACAGAGCAAUACUAGUGAACCAUGGCUGCCCAUCGCAUUCGUGUGACCAACAACAACAAUGUUCUCCCACGAUGCAAGUCAGAAGGCACACUGAUUGACCUCAACGAGGACGUGUCAGAGGCCAGUCUUACAGAGGUCAAAGUUCCUUCCCCCAGCGCAUUGCGUUUGGACACCACUGCAUCUUUUGGGACCGCACAGGAAGUAGUUGCCAUCAAGGACUACUGCCCUAACAACUUCACCACGUUAAAGUUCUCCAAAGGAGAUCGCCUGUACGUGUUGGAUGCAUCCGGAGGAGACUGGUGGUAUGCUCACAACAACACAGAGAUGGGAUACAUUCCCUCUUCAUAUGUCCAACCUGUUGGCUAUCGAGACUCUUGUCUCAGUGACAGUGGAAUGAUUGACAACCUGGGAGACUCUUCGGACGAAGGCGUGAAGGAGUUAGACUUGUUGGGAGAGUGGACUGGAAUGUCAGUGAAGUUCAAUCAACCUUGCAACAGCAAAAACAACCCGUUUAUAACAAAUCCGUUUCUCAGCGGGACGGUGCAGAACCAGCUACAAACCCACAACACCAACCAACACAACAGCAUCGACUUGCUUCUGUUUGAAUCUCUGACUCCGUCCGCUCCUGUCUCUACGGCCAGCAGCAACGGCACCAGUAACGGAUAUGGUAGCAGCAUUUUUGAUGGCACCCCCACUAGCCCUAACGUGGAAACCUUGCAAGUGUUCCACAAGGACAACCCGUUUUUCCGAAGUAAAAGAUCUUACAGUUUGUCAGAGUUGUCAGUCCUACAGUCUCAAUCGACUCCUCCGUUGCAACCGUCCGAGUUCUAUAGCGGUCUUAAAGCACCUUCUCCAGAGCAGUUUAAGAGCAGAGAGGACUUCAGAACAGCUUGGUUAAACCAUAGGAAGUUGGCACGCUCGUGUCAUGACCUUGAUUCCUUGGGACAGAACCCAGGGUGGGGCCAAACACAACCAAUUGAGACUAAUAUUGUUUGUAAGCUGGACAGUUGUGGUGGGGCAGUUCAACUGCCGGACACUAGCAUCAGUAUCCAUGUUCCCGAGGGUCACGUUGCAGCUGGAGACACCCAGCAAAUCUCCAUGAAGGCAUUACUGGAUCCCCCACUGGAACUAAACAAUGACAGGUGUACUACAGUCAGUCCUGUAGUCGAGAUCAAACUCAGUAACAUGGAGAUAAAGUCGUUCAUAACCUUGGAGAUGAAAGUAUCUGUAGAAGUAAAGAAAGAGAGCAGACAAAUGACAAAGGUGGUAUGCGUGAGGAGUGACAGUAAAGACGGCCCAUACAUCCCGAUUCCUCAGGCUUACAUAUACGGCGACACGGUUCAGGUUCAGCUGGACAGCCUGGAACCUUGUAUGUAUGUCGCAGUUGUGGUCCAGUCCCAAAACAUCUCCUUUAAUUUAACAGUUUGGGAUCAAGUAGUAAAGAAAAUUACAUUGGGCCUGUAUGGACCCAAGCACAUCCAUCCGUCCUUUAAGACCGUGGUUGCGGUUUUUGGGCAUGAUUGUGCUCCGAAGAUGCUGCUCGUGUCUGAAGUCGGGAAACAAGCUCAGUCCGCGCCUCCCGUUGCACUCCAGCUGUGGGGUAAGCACCAGUUUGUCCUCAACAGGCCUCAAGACCUUGAAAUAGGCAUGUACUCAAAUAUGUGCAACUACGAGGUAAAAAUGAAUGAUCAGGCCAGGGUGGUCCGGGGCUUUCAGGUAAAACUCGGCAAGGUCAGUCGGCUCAUAUACGUCAUCACGUCUCGAAAUGCGCAAGAGCUGUCGGACUUCACCUUACGGGUUCAGGUGAAGGACGAUCAGGAUGGCAUCCUUGCUCAAUUCUGUGUCCAGACGCCGCAGCCGCCUCCUAAAACAGGAAUCAGAGCUAACGGCCAGCGGAGAUUCCUGAAGAAGAAGGAAGUAGGGAAAAUUCUGUUGUCCCCUUUGGCCAUCACCACUAAAUACCCACAGUUUCAAGACCGCUGCAUCACCAACUUAAAAUUCGGUAAAGUGAUCAAGACCGUGAUCAGGCAAACAAAGAACCAGUAUUUGCUGGAAUAUAAGAAGGGUGACAUCAUCGCCUUGCUAAGCGAGGAGAAGAUCAAAUUAAAAGGACAACUCUGGACCAAAGAGUGGUAUAUUGGUUACUAUCAGGGAAAGACUGGACUUGUACAUGUGAAAAAUGUGCUUGUCUUAGGGAAAGUAAAGCCCAUAUAUUUCUGUGGGCCAGACCUCACAACCUCAGCGCUCUUGGAACAGAUUCUCAAGCCCUGCAAGUUUCUUACCUACAUUUAUGCCUCUGUGAGGACUGUGCUUAUGGAGAACUUGGGAAACUGGAGGGCAUUCGCAGAUGCCCUAGGUUACGGUAAUCUGCCCCUGACUUACUUCUGCAGGGCAGAUUUGGAUAGUGAACCUGAGAGAGUGGCUUCUGUGCUGGAGAAACUCAAAGAGGACUGCAACAACAUGGACAUGAAGGAGAAGAAAUCUUUUCAGAAGGAACUCAUGAUGGCUUUAUUAAAGUUGGACUGUCAGGGUUUGGUGGUGCGUCUCAUGCUGGACUUCGUCCUCUUGACGACUGCUGUGGAAGUGGCUCCUCGCUGGAGGGAACUGGCUGAGAAACUCGCUCGUGUCUCCAAGCAGCAGAUGGACGACUACGAAGCUCCACACAGAGACCGGAAUGGAGUCAUGGACUCGGAGGCCAUGUGGAAGCCAGCAUAUGACUUCCUGCUGACGUGGGCAGCUCAGAUCGGCGACAGCUACCGCGAUGUGAUCCAGGAGCUCCAGCUGGGUCUGGACCGGAUGAAGAACCCGAUCACCAAGCGCUGGAAACAUCUCACAGGAACACUCAUCCUCGUCAACUGUCUCGACAUGCUGCGGAGCUCCGCCUUCAGUCCUGCCUCUCAUGACGACUUCGCCAUCUAGAACGUAGCGACAUGGCGGGCGAUCUUCUCCACCCACGGUGUUCUCCGUAUUUAGGAAGACACACCGAUGGGCGGGGCUUCAGGACUGAUUUGCAUGUUUUACCUCAGUAGGACAAGUGAGCAGAUCCUCACACAUUGACCUUUGACCAUCUCUGUAUGUCUGUCCAUCUCAGUCUGUCUCGAGUCAUCUUCUCCGGCAGCCACAACGCUGUCACCGGUUCACUCGCGGUUACUGAUGUUUUGUCAGCGUGUUUACUUUUUAUACAAUUUUUAGGAUCAGCUGUAAAUGAUGUUCUUUCAGUAGCAGAUAAAGAAAGGUGACGUUACGUCUACUAACAUGUCGAGCCGCCACUUUUCUCUUCGUCAGUCUGUCUUUACUAACAAAAACGGACAAUCUGCGACCCAGACAGACGGUUAGUUAGUUAGUUAGCGCUAGCGUCGUCCUAGCGGAUAAUUAGCGAGUCGUCUGAACUUUACACGCGGUUUUGAACAUGUUUCUAAAAGUGAUCAGCGGUCGGAAUUAUAAAAUUCUGUUUUUAUUUGUUUACCUUCUUCAGAAUCAGGCUAAACUGUUAAAGGAUCGUGAUCUGAUCUAAUCUAAUCUAAUCAGAGUCACAUCACACGGCUGUGGUAAUCCUGACGUAGUGCAUUGUGGUUAAUACACACACACACACACACUCACACACACUGUACUGAAGGAACAACCAGUCCAACCAAGCAGAGUUUGUCUGUAGCCUUGAAUGGGAGAAAGUGCUUUCAUUGCCAAAUACUGAUCUGUGUUCAGUGUUAAGUUGCAGUAUUAUUCAUCCCUUCUUCAUCCCUUUCUUCUUUUCUACUCGCCGUCGUUCAGACGGGCGUGCCGCACACUCGCCGAUGGCUUUAGUGUUAAGUGACCUCCCGUGUGUCGUGUGUAUUAGUGUGUAGUUUAUCUCCACACACUUGACGCUCGUCUGCUGUCACACUGUAUCUUCUGUCUCCUCUUCCAGGACAUUUCGGGGUUAUUUAAGCCACGUGUUUAGAGCCACGUGUCGAUCGGAUGUGAUGUACGACGUGUUGGAAUCCGAGUCAAUAAAUAAAUGCGCUGUCACUUUGGAAA